Messenger RNA from Angiostrongylus costaricensis, 702 nucleotides. Lineage: Eukaryota; Metazoa; Nematoda; Chromadorea; Rhabditida; Metastrongylidae. The record is from the annotation of a GenBank genome assembly.
AUGAGGCACUUUUCAUACAUCAAUAAAUUGCAGAAGCUACACAAUGGUAAAUUACGUGUGGCACUUUUGUCAGAUCUUCAUAUUGGUCCAACAGUUGGUCAAAAAAGAAUGGAGAGAAUUGUACAACUUACGAAUGGUUUGGAUCCAGAUAUCAUCGCAAUUUCUGGUGAUUUAGCAGAUGGUUUCGUCAGACAUUUUGGGCAAGCGGCUAGUCCGCUAUGUUUCUUAAUGGCUAAACACGGUGUUUAUUUUGCUACAGGUAAUCACGAAUAUAUGCAUGGUAGCGUGGAAGAAUGGUUUUCCUUCCUGGAGGCUUGUAACAUUACUGUACUUCACAAUUCACAACGACGAUUCACUUUGCCUGGGCACUUUAUGGAUGUGCGGAAAGCCGUUGACGGGUGUAAGGUUGACGAUGUCGUCAUUAUGCUUGCUCAUCAGCCAAAUGCCGCUGGUGUAAUGUUGAACGAUCCGAUCGUUAAUAUGAAGCUCGACUUAAUACUAUCAGGACAUACCCAUGGUGGGCAAAUGUAUUUGUUCGUUCCCAUAAUCUACAUGAUGAAUGCGUUUGCAAGAGGUCUUUACUAUUACGCAGCCACUGGAACAUAUGUGUACGUGUCGGCCGGUGUUAACUAUUUUGGUCCGCCCAUUAAAAUGUUUGGAACUUGCGAAAUCAUUGAUAUCAUCUUGAAACCCACCGCUUAA